GGGCUGCAACUCAGAGUGCUGGAGCAACAAGACAGAGCCUUCAGGGGGAAAAAAGAAGCAAAGAGCCGGGUCACAGGAGUCCACCACGCGUCCAGGAAACAGCUCACAGCUCAGGGACGGGGCCAGAAGGGGCGGGAGGAGUGUGUUAUUGGAAAAGCUGACAAGAGAGCAAGGCAGCGGGGAGGGGAAAGAAAGAGAGAGGUGGCUGCCUAACUUUGACUUUGGUCAGUGAAGGCCUCAUGCAGCUUCUUAACAGCAACUAAAUCCCAGUUGUAUCUGCCUGACACACCUCGACCCUGAGCAGGAGUCACCGGGAGCCCAGUGUGAGGAAGUAAAGAGAGGAAUAAAGAGGGAACCAUAAGGGCAAGUAAAUAUGAUGACCCAAGAACAGUGCACUCAUAGGAACAAUGUCCAGAGUUCAGAGAAACCCCAAGUGUACAAAGUGGGAAUAUACGGCUGGAGGAAACGCUGCCUUUACUUCUUUGUCCUGCUGCUGAUGAUCUUGAUCCUGAUCAACUUGGCACUAACUAUCUGGAUCCUCAAGGUCAUGAACUUCACCAUAGACGGCAUGGGCAAACUAAGAAUAACAGAGAAGGGCCUGAAACUGGAGGGGGCCUCUGAGUUCCUUGAACCCCUCUAUGCCAAAGAAAUCCAGUCCAAACCAGGCCGCCCGCUGUUCCUGCAGUCAUCCAGAAAUGUGUCGGUCAAUAUUGUCAACAGCAAGAACCAGCUGCUCACACAACUUGUAACAGGAUCGAGUGGAUUUCAAGCAAAAGGCAAGUUGUUUGAAGUCAAAUCCACCUCUGGGAAGCUCCUUUUCUCCGCUGACGAGCAGGAGGUGGUGGUGGGCGCCGAGAGGCUCCGAGUGAUGGGAGCCGAAGGAGCCGUGUUCAGCAAAUCGGUGGAGACGCCACAUGUCAGGGCCGAGCCCUUCAAAGAGCUGAGGCUGGAGUCUCCCACCCGGUCCUUACUGAUGGAGGCUCCUAAAGGCAUCCAGAUCCUGGCUGAGGCCGGAGACAUUCAGGCCAUCUGCAGGAACGAGCUGCGACUGGAGUCCAAAGACGGAGAGAUCUCGCUGGAUGCUCGGAGGAUUCGCCUGAUGCGGUUGCCUGAGGGGAAGGCCUCCACCAGCUCCUCGUCCUCUGGGAACAGGCAGACUGUCUACGAGGUUUGCGUUUGCCCGAACGGGAGGCUUUUCCUGUCCCAGGCGGGCACCGGAUCCACCUGCCAGAUCAGCAACAAUGUCUGCCUCUAGGACUGAUAUAUACAUAUAUAAAUAAAUACACAGAUAUCCUGAAAGACAGACGGGCAAAGACGGAUAGAUGUUCACAUAUUGCCCGCCUCCAGGACUGAUAAACAGCAAUCACAGACACAACAUACAAAGACUGCCAGAGCUGAUGGAAAUAUAAACAAUAACAGAUACUGUAACUAUACAGACACACUGAUGUAAACACUUCACAAACAAUCGCAAACAAUCACACUGAUAUUUAGGCUCAACCAAUAUGUUUCAACAGGCCAAUACCGAAAAUCUUGGAUUGAAGCUGCGGACAGCUGAUCUUUUGUGCCAAUAUUUCAACACUAAAAGAUAUUUUCUCCCCUAAUUUUAUACGUUUCUGAAAGGAAAAGCCUUUGAAAUCAGCAUUUACAGCAUCACGGACAAUACAACUCUCCACUGAGUGUCACAUACAUCUCUCUAAGCUCUUUAUACAUAAAGUACAGCACGAGUUACAUGGCUUUUAAACUGAAUUACAUGAAUAAAUGGAAAAACGUGUUUUAUUGCAGGUUUUAAAAAGGUUUUAACACUGAGAUCAGAAAGACAUUUCAAACUAGUUGCAUAGAAAGGGCACUGACUGCAACAAAAGGACAGUAUUGGUAAUAUAUCGGUCUCAACCUAUACCUGACUCUGCUAUUUAUUUAUAGCAUACAAACAUGAGGAUGCACACACUUACACAUUAUACACAUUUAACAUGGUGUAUGCACACACUCACUCUCUUUGCUCAUAGGAGCCUCCUGGUAACUGAGAGGAGAAUCUCCAGAGAUGUACUAAAAGAGACACCGAUCUGUUCCUUUUCUCUCUCAAGAGUGUUUCAGAACGAGAAUCACUAGGGUGAUAACCCAUAGCAACAGGCCACUCCCCCUCCCCUCCGUUUUUCUUCUCAUUUUUCCUAAUUUCUCUUUUUUCUUCUCCGCAGCGAAGAUAAGUGAAGGGUUAAUACUUUUGCUGUUGUUCAUAAAGCAUUUGUAAAGCCCAUAGGCAUGCUGGAAGCACUUAAUUAAGGCCAUUCCUUAUACAAAUUGGGUCAGAAUAUAGGAUGGACUAAUGCAGUGGUUCUCAACCCAGGGGGUCCACAAGAUUAUUUCUGAGGGUUGCCAGAUGGCUGUGCAGAGACGGAAAAAAAAACAUUAAUAAUAAAAUAACCUAUUUUAGACGAGGGAAGGUUUUUUGUUUACAUAUCAUUGCCUGUAACAGUGUUAUCAUUUGCCUUAGAAAACGAAAAGUGUAUGGUGUGUGUUCGUGAGUAGGGGAUUUCUGUGUCAGGGGGAGAGAAAGUCCGAUUUUUAGUGCCUAGAGUACAUUUAGCAACGCCUAGGUAAAUGCUGUUCAAGGUAAACAAACACUAAAGAGAUUAUUCUGGGGAUGGUCACGACACAAAAAGGUUGAGAACCACUGGUGUAAUUGACAAAAGGACUGCAUGGCUUAUGAGUUUAAUGGAUACUUCAGCUCAGCCAGAACACAGACAAAUAAGGUUUUCAGUUUACCAACCCGCUUUCACUAUGGACUUUGCUUUGGGAUGAUGUCACUCAUGUUAAAUAAUUUGUUCUGGUUUGGCACAUUUGCAGGAUGUGAACAUGGAAAGAGUUCUGCCUUGAAAACCUUAACCUAUAAACUACUGGUCUGUUGUGUGUGUUUUCUCUAUUUUAUUUGAUGUAGUCAUUCUAUUUUUAACUGAGUAAAAAGCUGUUUGAUUUUCACAUAGUGUUUUGCUUUGCUGCGUAAAUUAUCGGUCUCCUUAACAAUGUCACAACCUGUUAUAACGCUUUCUUUUCACACAAAACAUUUCCAAUGUAAGCUGACGGGAGCUCAGCGGCGGUGGUCACCCUACUGGUUUCUUGCACUGGGAUAUUUUUUAGAAGAACAAAAACAAACUAAUGCGAGCCACUCUGUUGAAAGAGGGGAACUGUGCCUGUGCCUUAUGUCAAUGCACUUGUGGCAAGAAGAAGCACAUCACACAGACUUUCUUUGGCAUCAACGAGUAACAUAAUCUCUGAUUUCAGUUCAGCUUCAUCCCAAUCACAAACCUCUCCCUCUGUGUGAGUGCAAAGACCUUCAGCCAUAUCUGACUGUAGCCCCCCUGCUGUCAGCACCUGACUUUGCAAAAGGAUGAGAGGAUUAUCUUUUCUAUUUACCACUAAACCUCCCCAGUUUUGGAUAUUUUUGCUUUGGUUUUUUUGAUCAAAUAUUCUGUGUGAAAACAUGUAUGUGUUUCUGUUCAUGUAAAAUGUUAUCUUAAAAGUUUCUCAAACAAG
Trematomus bernacchii (emerald rockcod) is the source of this 3528-nucleotide messenger RNA. RefSeq names its product sarcoglycan, delta (dystrophin-associated glycoprotein) (gene sgcd). Bases 374 to 1255 code for a protein of 293 amino acids. The transcript has 8 exons. The record is from RefSeq and is a predicted model, not a curated record. Gene Ontology annotation, cellular component: sarcolemma; sarcoglycan complex. Gene Ontology annotation, biological process: heart contraction; cardiac muscle tissue development. NCBI's taxonomy places the organism in Eukaryota, Metazoa, Chordata, Actinopteri, Perciformes, Nototheniidae.